UUUUGAACGUGGGUGCACAGCCAGUUAAGUAGCUGUCCGAUUCCGUGGCACAAGUUGUUUAUUGAAUCAUCAUCAUUCCCUAGACAUACUCCCAGUGACAAUAACUCUAACCAGUUCUCGGAGCGCCUUGACGAUAAAAUGCCUGUUAUCCGCACGGUGCUGUUCAAAACCAAGCCUGGGGUUACUGAGAACCAAAAACAGGCAUUCGUUGAUGAAGCAAGAAGAGUAACGCACCUGAUGCCUGGGGUCAUUUCUCUGCAAAUUGGGCCUGCUCUUGACACGGAAAGGACCAAGGGCUACAAUAUGGGCAUCUUUCUCACCGUGAAGAAAAGGGAAACUCUGAAAGCAUGGGCGAUCAAUCCAGAACAUCUCAAGCUUCACAACAUGCGGGAGGAGAUAACGGAUGACAGCCUCGCUUUCAACCUUGAAUACUGAUAUGUCAAGUUCCCAUCCGAGUUAAUGGCAGAAGACUCGAGUCAAACAAGCGAUCACAGAGCUUAUCUUGAAGACAAUGACAUUGUCGAAUUCUCGGCGAGGGUGGCAGGCGGUUGAAGAGGAAAUGUUGGGUUCGGUCUUUGCUCAGACAAAGUAUUACCAGCUUCUUGAAUUCCUGAAGUAACGAAACGCCAAGUCCUGAUCAGAGGUCAUGAUUCAGCAGCUAAGUAUAGAAAUAUUUGGGUGGAAGAUUCUGGUUGGUGAGGAGCCUUAUGAUCUUCUAGUCGUGGCACGGAUGAAUGUAGUCUUCUUGAAGUAAUCAUAACAAGAACGUGAAAAGCA
This is a messenger RNA of Cladophialophora immunda, 777 nucleotides long. RefSeq lists its product as uncharacterized. The record is from RefSeq and is a predicted model, not a curated record. The transcript has 4 exons. The coding region runs from base 139 to 435 and encodes 98 amino acids. NCBI's taxonomy places the organism in Eukaryota, Fungi, Ascomycota, Eurotiomycetes, Chaetothyriales, Herpotrichiellaceae.